This is a messenger RNA of Solanum tuberosum (potato), 1042 nucleotides long. RefSeq lists its product as uncharacterized. The record is from RefSeq and is a predicted model, not a curated record. Bases 27 to 602 code for a protein of 191 amino acids. NCBI's taxonomy places the organism in Eukaryota, Viridiplantae, Streptophyta, Magnoliopsida, Solanales, Solanaceae. The transcript is spliced from 2 exons.
UUGGUGCUUUCAUCCCAAGGUCUUCAAUGGAGGACCAAAUAUCUCGAACAAAUGAAGAUUUGUGGUCGAAGGAACUCGCAGAAAUUCGUUCAAUGUUACAGCAGUUGAUUGCAACAAAUAAAUCUAGUCCAAUGGAAUUUCAACGAUUUUGUUGUGAGAAUCCAGAGCUAUGGAUUUCUCAGGCUGAACGCUACUUCGACUGCUAUGAAAUUGGAGAAAACCAUAAGUUGUCUUUCACCUCGUCCUAUCUUGACGGAGCAGCUAUGACGUGGUACCAAUGGCUUUUCCAGAACAAACAAUUGGUAGAUUGGGAACACUUUACUGCGAAAGUGUUGAUUCGCUUCCGUAAACGAAAUCUCAAAUCAAUGAAAGGCCGCUUGCCCAAUCACUGGCAGAACUAUGACGAGCAAUCUGAAUACCCAACCAAAACUGAUGCGCACAAGGUGUUCGACGAAAGGUUAACUAGUUGCUGCCCCACAAUAUUCGUUGAGACACAAUUAGACACUCCAAUUGAAAUGGCAAGUGAAGCAGGUACAUAUAUUGAAAGUAUCGCAGUUCAAUUAUUCAAUGAACAUCCCCAAAGAAAACUAUCGGAGAGGUGAAAUUUCUGCGGACGAAGUGGUACCCAAUGCGGAGUGUGGAAAAUGUUUUGAGGGAGAAGAACGUGAUGAAGGUGUUCUACUGGUGGUGAGUGUACCACAAAUUUCUUUUUCAAUGAAUUUAUAUAGCCCUUGCAAGGGAUGUUCCGCCAUAGUUGUGGACGAGUUCAACGAAAUCCUUAAGACAUCAACUUGUCGUAUUGCUAAUACUUUUAUUGAUCAAUGUCUUCUAACUCAAUUUCAAUGCAACCUUGGUGCGACUACCUUUGUUGUCCCUGUUCAGAGAAUGGCAUCAAAUUUCUGUGUAUGGGAUCCCGGAAUUAGUUUUGAGUUCCUGGGUCUAACAUGUUUUGAUAAGAGGCUUUUGAAAAAGUACUGGUCUUCUUUUAGUUGCAGGGCAACCUCAAAUCGUGGAAAAAGAUCAUUUUGGGCUCAUGUGGAAA